Calliphora vicina (urban bluebottle blowfly) is the source of this 2645-nucleotide messenger RNA. It is a transcript of the gene Herp, whose product is annotated as Homocysteine-induced endoplasmic reticulum protein. Gene Ontology annotation, molecular function: protein binding. Lineage: Eukaryota; Metazoa; Arthropoda; Insecta; Diptera; Calliphoridae. The transcript has 3 exons. The record is from RefSeq and is a predicted model, not a curated record. Bases 511 to 1998 code for a protein of 495 amino acids. Gene Ontology annotation, biological process: endoplasmic reticulum unfolded protein response.
GAUAUCGGUGGAAAAUUUUUAAUUUUUUGUGUCAAUAAUAAAUAACAAAAUUAUCUAUUGAAUUAUAUGGGAAAACAUAGCUAAAAUAUAAAGAAAAACAUUGAAAUUGUUGGUGAAAAACAGUAUUUGAAAACACGGAAAAAAAAUUAACACAUACAUACAUACAUAGAAACUAUAAAAAAGGAACAAACGAUAACACGUCAGUUAACAAGUGUACUGAUUUAGUAAGAGAGACAGAGAGCAAGAGGCGAAGAAUAGUAUAAAAGAGAAACGUAAUCAAAACAAGAAAAAAAUUAAUAAAUAAAAGAAAAUAAAUAGAAAUUGCUAAUAACAGUAUACUUUUACAUCAUAUACUUGGCGUUUAAUUAGUGUAAAGAAAAAUACACAAAGCUAAAAGGUCGACUGGGCAAUAACAAAAGAAUUUGCAAUUAAAAAUUAAAAGUAUAUUAUAUAUUUGUAAAAUAUAUAUAAAAUAAAAUAUUUUGUAAACAAUUGUAAAUACGGGGACAAAUGGUUAGCAUGGAUGAAACUAAUACAGCGAAUUCAUCCUCGGCAGCUGCGGUAGCUGAUGGAGCUAGUGCUGCUGCACACACGAAGACCGUUGGAGCAGCGCCCAUUAAAUCUGCCUCUCAUGUAAAACUUUUGAUUAAGUCAUCUAAUCAGCAGUACGAAGAUCAUGUGAUUGAAAGUGAUUUAUUGUGGACCGUCAAACGGCUGAAGUCUCAUUUGUCUGUGGUUUAUCCUAGCAAACCGCCCGCCGCUGAUCAAAAACUGAUUUACUCUGGCCAACUUUUAAGUGACAAUCUACUAUUAAAGGAUGUUAUACGCAGCUAUAAAGACGUUUAUACACACAACCAUAUAAUACAUUUGGUUUAUACGCCCAAAAAUUUACUCCCAUCCCCAGCUUCAACAGCUAACAAAACGAAAACCUCUUCAAGCUUAAACUCAUCAACGGCAAACGGCGCUGGAGGACAAGGUAGUGGUGUAGGAACAACCAAUAAUAUGUCAGCCACAGAUGGUUUACGCCAAAGACAAUCUGCUGGCAACAAUAGCAAUAGCCAGCAGUCUCCCACAGCUCAAAUGCAGCAACAGCAGUCUCCAUUAUUCCAUCAACAAAUGCAUCCUUACUUUAUGGCGCCGCAGCUAAUGUCUGCUGCUGGUGCAUUUCCUCAAAAUUUAGCCACCGGCUUUGGUGGCCCUUAUAAUGUACAGGCCAUGAUAACACAACAGACUGCCAUGUACAAUUGGAUGCAACAGGUUUAUUCCCAAUAUAUGGAACAGUGUUUGAGAUUAUCGAACACUGUCAAUGCUGCUGGUGCCUCGGACAAUACAAGCUAUCCCCCAGCAUUUCCAACAAUUCCAACAAAUUUCCAACAUUUAUUUCAACAACAAUUUCCCUCAACUGUGAUGACACCCGUAGUUCCAGCAACUACUGCCUCAACAGCACCAGCUGCAGCAAAUGCAGCCGGCGAUGCUGGGGCUGCCGAAAGGCAAGAUCAACAGCAACCAGCGCUGGCGCAAGUUGCUGCAGCACGUUUUCCUAACUUGCCACAAGAUGAACAGGAUAAUCGUGAUUGGUUGGACAACUUUUUCUCAAUAACACGUUUGGCUUUGUUUUUGACCCUACUCUAUUUCAAUUCAUCGCCACUCAGAUGUUUGGUGGUUGUGAUCAUUGCUGGUGGAAUCUAUUUAUACCACAUUGGAGUAUUUCGUUUCCGUCACGAACGCAACAAUAACAAUAUAAAUCGCAACAAUAAUGCAGCUCAAAAUGCUGCUGUCGAUCAGAUACGACAGGGUGUAGAUCAACAACAGAAUGCUGCUGCUGCACCCGAGGGACAAGAGAAUAAUGAGAAUAACGCAGAAGGCGAACAGCAACAGCAGGCAGAAACUACAACAGACACACCAGAGAAUGCCAACAAUGAAUCGAUAAUGUCCACAAUACGUACUUUUGUGGUGACAUUUUUCACCUCACUAUUGCCCGAAACGCCGGCGCUUUAAUUUCAUUAAUCCAAAAACAGGAUGGUAAAGAAAUUGUUAUUUGUUUUAUUGCUUUAAUUCCACAAAACGCCCUAGUUCCCUCUAAUAAAAAUCAAUUAUGUAUACCUUAAUAUAUUCCUUCUUAAAUAUUUAUGUUAAUUAUUCUAAUUAUAAACAAACGAUAUAUACAAUAUGAUAAUUGGACACUAUAUUAGUAUAUUUUAAUGGUUUUUUUUUCAAUGGAAACUUUUGUGUUUCUUAAGAUAAGCAAGCAACUGCAAACAUAUUAAAAAGCAGUCCUAAGUUUAAAUUAUCAAUUUCACCUUAGGAGACAGACAGACAGACACCUUUAUUAUAUUAUUAGUUAUAAAUUCUUAAUUUAAUAAAAAUUAUCAGUUCAAAAUUUGGAUUUAUAGGUUUAAUCCAAAUUAUAUUUGCUUUAAAUAAAUUAAUUGAUACUGUGUAUAUUGGAAAGAGUCGAGAAAGCGUUGAUGAAAUUCUAAAAAAAUUUAUGUUAUUUAAUACACAUACAAACUUUUCGUUUAGUUUUAUUCGUAUGUAUAUGUAAUUAUUGUUUUCUGCUUAGUUUUAGUUUAAUUAUGAAAAAUAAAAUACCGAAAAGAAUAUAUAUAUAUAUAAAAAUAAAUAAUUUUAAUAAAAUUUAAUAA